Messenger RNA from Penicillium salamii, 732 nucleotides. The record is from the annotation of a GenBank genome assembly. NCBI's taxonomy places the organism in Eukaryota, Fungi, Ascomycota, Eurotiomycetes, Eurotiales, Aspergillaceae.
AUGCCACUGGGAAACGAAACAGUCAAGAUUUUGAUGCUUCAUGGACAUGGCCAAUCCGACAAAUCUUUUGAAUGCAAGACGAGGUUUCUCCAAAAGACAGUAGAGCAAUCGUUUCCCGCUGAACAAGCAAAAGGAUCAGCUUCGAGCCGUGCUAUCAGCUUCCGCUAUCUCUCAGGACCGCUCCCUGCGAACCCCGACGAACCUGAAGACGGAUGCCGGGCAUGGGGAUACAUGGACUAUAAUUCCGAGCGAAUCAAGGGCAUCGAAGAGUCGAUUCAGUCCAUCAAGCACAUCCUCGAACACGAAGGUCCAUUUGUCGGAAUCAUAGGAUUUUCAUCAGGUGCCGCUCUAGCAGCUAUUGUUGCAUCACUUCUAGAGGGGAACAAUACGAUGCAGGGGCUCAACUUCAAGAUCGAUCACCCGCCAUUAUCAUUCGUGAUCUCCUUCAGCGGAUUCAGGCUGAAAAAUCCCCAUUAUCAAACGGUUUAUUACCGAAAAAUCAAAACCCCAAUGCUACACGUGAUUGGAGAAUUGGAUCCAAUGAUCGAACCAUCUCAAACGAUUGACCUUGCGAACCACUGCUUGAACGCUCGAAUUUUCGAGUUUUAUGGCUACCAUUAUAUCCCCCGAAAUGAAACGCAUUUCCCUCCAUUCAUGAGCAAUUUUAUUCGAAAUGACGCGCUAGCUUACGUGGGGAGCGACAAUGAACAAGACUGGGUUAACGUGGACUGA